Molecule: messenger RNA, 2969 nt
Organism: Monodelphis domestica (gray short-tailed opossum)
Lineage: Eukaryota; Metazoa; Chordata; Mammalia; Didelphimorphia; Didelphidae
Gene: ARHGAP24
Product: Rho GTPase activating protein 24
Biological process (GO): signal transduction; wound healing, spreading of epidermal cells; activation of GTPase activity
Cellular component (GO): focal adhesion
Molecular function (GO): GTPase activator activity
Source: RefSeq, a predicted model, not a curated record
AUCAACCUCAGAUGACAGCUAACCAUGAGACCUAUCUCCUCAAGGCUACUACACAGAAAGACAUGGAAGAAUGGCUGAAGUCUAUUCGUAGGGUCAUAUGGGCACCUUUUGGUGGAGGUAUUUUUGGACAGAAAGAAGAAACAGUCAGCUUUGAGAAGAGAUAUAGGAACUGCCUGGCCCCUAUGCUAGUAGAACAAUGUGUGGAUUUUAUCCGACAGUGGGGACUAAAGGAAGAAGGUCUUUUUCAACUUCCAGUUCAAUCUAACCUUGUGAAAAAGCUACAGGAUGCCUUUGACUGUGGAGAGAAGCCAUCUUUUGACAGUAACACAGAUGUGCACACAGUGGCUUCACUUCUUAAAUUAUAUCUCCGGGAACUUCCAGAACCAGUCAUCCCCUAUGAAAAGUAUGAAGAUUUUCUGUCCUGUGCCAAUUUACUCAGUCAAGAAGAAAAAAUGGGGGUUAAGGAACUAAUGAAGCAGGUGAAAAAUUUGCCAGCAGUUAAUUACAAUUUCCUCAAAUACUUAUGCAGCUUCUUGGAUGAAGUCCAGUGCUACUCAAGUGCUAACAAAACGAGCAUACAGAACUUGGCCACUGCCUUUGGUUCUAGUAUCCUGCGUCCCCGAGUAGAAGAUUCUAGAACCAUUAUGGAGGGAACCUCUGCGGUCCAACAGUUGAUGUCAGUGAUGAUCCACAAACACAAGCAGCUAUUCCCCAAGUGGAUCGAGCUUCAGACCCAGCAGCCAGAAGUUUUGGGCAACAACAAUGAAAUUCAGAAGAAAUGGAUGACUGACCAGCGACAGAACCAAAAGAACACAAACACCAAGGACAGUAGUCGAAGGUGCUCUUGGGAUAAUUCUCCUCAGAGAAUUAAUACGGAGAAUGAGCCCCCCAUAACUCUAGCGGGGACCAAGACCAACAGCCCACCAAAUAGUGUACACACAUUUGACGUCUCCAGGAGUCCUGCUCUCACAGUAAAAAAAAAUCCUGCCUUUAAUAAAGGGAGCGGCAUAGUCACUAAUGGCUCCUUUAGCAACAGUAAUGCAGAAAAUGAGAAAAUUCUGUACCCUUCCACCGGAAGCCUGCAGCCCAGAAGAACUUCCCUAAAAGGGGCAGGCACUAAAAUGGGGACAUUCAGCGUGCAGAAUGGAGGUGUCCGGAUGGGCAUUUUGAGCACGGACACUCUGGGAAACCCGAUGACCAGUCGGGGCUUAGGCUGGAUGUCCAAUGGCUAUGUGACACUGAGAGACACCAAACAGAAAGAUCCAGGAGGAGAUGCGGACCACCUGAACAGGCUCUCUACCUAUGACAAUGUCCAUCAGCAAUUCUCUCAGACCCACUCAGAGGACAAACAGAGCAUGGACAGCUCUGCCUGGUCUGCCUCCUUGUGUGAAAUGUCCCUUUCUGAACAUUCCAACUCCUGUCAUUCAUCCACCACCACCUGUCCAGAUCUCGACUUCCCUGGGGCAAAUCUUGAAGAUCCUGUGCUAGAAAGAGCGUCCCAAGAGGAGCCCUUCCACCCUGAGGCUGAUAAAGACAGCAGAGAGAAAAGGAAUGGGAGAAUCUACAGUGACCACGCAAACAGCCCUAGUGCUCUGGACAGUCUCGUUUCUAGCCUGAAACAGGAGAUAAAUAAACAGAAGAUAGAAUAUGAAUCUAGGCUAAAGAGUUUGGAGCAACGAAACUUGACCUUAGAAAUGGAAAUGAUGAACCUCCAUGAGGAACUGGAUCAAGAGAGGAAAAAGUUCACCAUGGUGGAAAUCAAAAUGAGAAAUGCUGAGAGAGCAAAAGAAGAUGCAGAGAGAAGAAAUGAUAUGCUACAGAAAGAAAUGGAGCAGUUUUUUUCUACAUUUGGGGAAUUGACGGUAGAAUCCCAUAGAAACGAAAGAGGCAACACUAUAUGAAUUCAUUAAGCAUCCUCGUGCUGGGAUGGCACUCUUGAAAGGAAUUGCAAUGAGGAUAUUAUACUAUAUUAUAUUCUGGUAAUCUGAUUGAUAAAAGCACUCAGCACUAUAAAUCCUGGAAAGAAAAAAACAAACUAUAUUAGAUCAUCUCUCCUUUCAAAGUAAACUAAUCCAAGCUGGGCUGUACUCCUGAAUACUCCAACAAGUUACUGUCGAGUACUGAAGUCUAGUAUAUGUAUAUAUUGUUCUGCUUUAAAGUCAUCUAAAUACAGAAGUUGAAUUUAAUUUGCCAAAUCAACUGAGUUUUCUAUCAAGCUUUCCUCCAUUACAUUUCUGGUACUGAGUUUUGCUGAUUCAUUUUAAGCCUUGGAAGUUUUUGUUACCGAUCUUGCUGGGAAAUGAAGAUAAGAGAAAAUUAUAUUUGUGCAUGUCCCUACAUAUACAAUGUAAGUGGUUAAAAACCCAUUGAUAACUUGUGGUUGUGAAUUUUGACCAUGAACAAAACCCAGUGUAAAUAAUUUCAUAAAAUAUAACCUAUAUACUUAAAAAAAAAACCUUGGGCUUCCCUUUGUUUCUUUAAUUAAAAAAAAUUCUACCUUCUCCCCCUCCUACCUACCCACCCUCUACAGAGAAAGAGAAGGGGGAAAAAUUCUCUUAAAAAGAUUAAUAGUAAAGCAAAACAAAUUCUCACAUUGGCAAUAUCCAAAAAAUGUGUGUCUCAAUCUGUAUUCUGAGUCCUUCACCUCUCUGUCAGGUGGUAAGUAGCAUAUUUCCAUAUAAGUCUUCUGGAAUCAGUUAGUUGCAUUGAUCAGAGUUUCUAAGCCAUUCAAAAUUGUUUAACUUUAUAAUAUUGUUAUUGUUUGAAUUUUUCUUCUUGUUCUGCUAAUUUCUCUUUGCAUCAAUCCAUAAAAGCCUUCCCAGGUCUUUUUGAAACUGUCUCCUUCAUCAUUUCCAUGAAUUGUUUAGCACUUUUCCAGUCUAUCACCCGUAUUUCAAUAAUUUUCUUCUUCCAAUUUCAAUAACUUUCUUUACAAAAAAAAUCACUAUUCCCAAUAAAUUUGUACAUAU